Solanum stenotomum is the source of this 299-nucleotide messenger RNA. RefSeq lists its product as uncharacterized. The transcript has a single exon. The coding region runs from base 31 to 297 and encodes 88 amino acids. Lineage: Eukaryota; Viridiplantae; Streptophyta; Magnoliopsida; Solanales; Solanaceae. The record is from RefSeq and is a predicted model, not a curated record.
AACAAGUGCAAAUUAUAUAGAGAGAAAGAAAUGGAGAAACAAACAGAUAGUAAUAAGGGAUCUAUAGAUAAGAGUAAAUUAGAAGGAUUGCCAGUGGAUACAAGUCCAUAUACACAGUAUAAGGAUUUGGAGGAUUACAAGCAACAGGGUUAUGGAACACAAGGCCAUCAACAGCCCAAUCCUGGGCGUGGUGCUGCCAGUUCCACCGACGCCCCAACCCUAGCAGGUGGUGGAUCUGCCUCUGCUCAAGCUCAGCUUUCUGCUACUGAUAACAUCAAUCGCCACGGUGUCCCUUAAUU